AACCGCGCGAUAAAGACGGCCUGUAACUGCCUCCUACAGGGCGUCGUCAGUGUAGUCUACUAGUUGUGCGUGUUAAUACUGUAUAACUUGUGCACGGUACAGUGAUGUCCAACACACUAGGACCGAGGUCAGAGUUCACAGCCGCUACCGGUCUCAAGCUUCCGGUCAUCGGACUCGGUACUGCCCUUAACACAGAUGAGGAAGUUCUUAAGAAAUCCCUUAAAGCUGCCUUGGAGGUGGGUUACCGUCUCAUAGACACUGCCUCCAUGUACAAAAACGAGCAUCUCAUCGGCAAAAUGCUCAAAGAGUGGAUGGACAGCGGCAAACUGCAACGUGAGGACAUCUUCAUAACAGCCAAGCUCCCGCCUCAAGGCAACAGACCCUCUGACGUCAGGAAGACUUAGAGAAACAGCUGAAGGACUUGCAAGUAGACUACGUGAACCUGUAUCUGAUACAUCAUCCAGUUGGGUUCAAACCUGAUGUAACAAAUGUCACUGGUAA
Messenger RNA from Homalodisca vitripennis (glassy-winged sharpshooter), 501 nucleotides. RefSeq names its product aldose reductase-like. Gene Ontology annotation, molecular function: aldose reductase (NADPH) activity. Lineage: Eukaryota; Metazoa; Arthropoda; Insecta; Hemiptera; Cicadellidae. The transcript is spliced from 3 exons. Gene Ontology annotation, cellular component: cytosol. The record is from RefSeq and is a predicted model, not a curated record. Bases 105 to 404 code for a protein of 99 amino acids.